UUGUUUUGUAUUUUAAACAUACAUACAUAUAAAUAUAUACAUAAAUAAAUAGUAUAUUGGAAUAAUUUUUGUGAUUAGUUUGUUCUUAGUAUUGCUGUUGUAUCUAACAGAUACAAAAAACAAAGGAGAAACAAGAAAUUCGACUUGUACUCUGUGUAUCUGCGCGUAUACGUACGAGUGUUUGUGUGUGUAUUUUUAGUUUAAACAAAAAAGCAUAAAAAUAUUGCAAAACAUAACGAGUGGUUUUUGUUUUUGUUUCUAUUAAAACAUAAUUAUAAUAUUUUAGUUUAAUCUUGGAAUAAUCAAGAAAAAUUUAAGAUUAUCAACAAUAAUAAAAGAGAUGAAAUAAAUAAAUUUUGAAUCUUCACCUCUAUACGCAGAAUGAAAUCUUUAUGUAUCUAACUACAUUUUAAAAAGUUGCUGAACCAUACACAUCCAUCAUCAUCUUUUCCAUCAAUUCAUGCUCAUACAACAACUUGAGUAGUAGUACUUGAGAAGAUACAAUACAACAAUAGCAAUAAUAACAACAACAACAACAACGUCAUCAACAACAAACAAAAUAAACGUCACAAUUAUAAAAAUCUCAAAGGAGAAUGGCAGCCGGGCUACAAAACGAAUGACUUAAAAAUAAAAACAAACAAAAGAAAAACUAAAUUAAGUUGAAAAACAAAAAUAAAGCGGAAAAAAGGAACUUUUUCUAUUAAAUAAAGUGGAAAAAUCGAAAGAAAAUUAACAAAAAUAAACAAAUUAUUGUUACUAUAAUAAAAAUAAAUAAACAAAAAAAAAACAAAAAUAGAACAUGAUUAAUAAUGGAAAAGAUAGUUAUAGCAUAGAAACUGAAUAUUGCUGACACAGAACACAAAUGACAGACAGACAGAUAACUAGAUGGUUAAAUAGCUGAAUAAAAAAAAUAAAUAAAAAUAGAAAGUUAAAUUUAUCAUCAGACACUAAUCAGCAUAAUAAUAAAUCCUUAGUAGUUAAAGCAAAAAAGACAAAAGGCAAGAAAUCAGUUAAAACAUUAAAGAAAAUAUUACAAAACAACAGCAGAAAAAAAAAUGUUGUAAAUUAACAAUAACCACAAGUAUAAACAAACAUACAUAUUUAACAUUUAAACUUAUAUUGUGUUCUUAAAUUAACAAAGAAAAUAACAAAAAAUACUGUAGCAAAUAUUAAGAUGGAUGACGCCAUGAACAUGUCCCUGGUGCCAAGGGAAGAAUGCAUGAAUGCCAUUAUAAAGCCAGUAAAUAUGAUUGAUAAUUCUACAGCAGUUAGUUUUCAAAAAAAUCCAAUUAUUACCACAACAUCAUCAACGCCAACAAAUGUCAAUUCAAAUACUCAACAUUUAACAAAUACAUCACACUUACAACAACAACAUCUGCAGCAGCAGCAACAGCAGCCACAACAACAACAACAUAAUCAGUUGCCUUUGCAACCAGUCAACUUUGUGGGGAAUAAUUUAAAGAACGGCAUCUUAAGUUAUGGUUCCCAAAACAAUUUGUGCAAUGGCGGCAUAUCCGGUAAUCAUAUAUUGGCACCCAAAAUACCCAAUAACUGCAGCCCAAAUGGACAGAAAAAAGGCACAGUAUCAUUAUCUCAUUUGCCACAACGACCUCCGGUCGAUAUUGAAUUUACGGAAAUUUCCUAUUCAGUAUCGGAGGGACGACGGCGUGGCUUUAAAACAAUAUUGAAGGGAGUAUCGGGUAAAUUUCGUAAUGGUGAAUUGACAGCGAUUAUGGGACCGUCGGGAGCGGGCAAAAGUACACUUAUGAAUAUUUUAGCAGGAUACAAAACCUCUCAAUUAAGCGGCUCAGUUUUGAUUAAUGGCAAAGAACGUAACCUCAGACGUUUUCGCAAACUCUCCUGCUACAUUAUGCAGGACGAUGUGCUCAUUGCUAAUCUUUCGGUGCGUGAGGCCAUGAUGGUGUCGGCAAACCUUAAGUUGGGCAAGAACAUGAAUCUGGCUGCCAAGAAAGUUGUAGUGGACGAAAUACUGGAAACAAUUGGUAUGAUCGAAUCAAGCAAUACAAAGACAUGUAAUCUCUCCGGGGGACAACGAAAACGGCUGUCAAUUGCUUUGGAGUUGGUCAACAAUCCACCCGUUAUGUUUUUCGAUGAGCCCACCUCGGGCCUAGACAGUUCGACGUGCUUCCAAUUGAUAUCGCUGUUAAAGUCCCUGGCCAGAGGAGGUCGCACCAUAGUCUGCACUAUUCAUCAGCCUUCGGCUAGAUUAUUUGAGAAAUUCGAUCAUUUGUAUAUGCUGGCCGAGGGUCAGUGCAUGUACGAGGGCAGAGUUAGGGCAUUAGUGCCCUUUCUAUCCUCUCUGGGCUACGAUUGUCCUUCGUAUCAUAAUCCCGCCGAUUAUGUAUUGGAGGUGGCUAGCGGCGAGUAUGGAGAGUGUGUGCCAAAACUGGUGGCAGCCGUUAAGAGUGGCGUAUGCAAGAAAUACAGUCACAAAAACUAUGGCCUAGACUUAUCCAAAGAUAUUAACAAUGAUAUUAUCAAGGGGAAUGGCAAUGCAGCCAAUGGUGGCAACUCAACAAAUACCACCUCGGUGACCAUGGAGGAUGAAAAGCUGAAGCUAGAUGAACCCACAACAGCUGCUGCAUUAGAGCUUAAUUCGAGCAUUUUAAAACCACCGAAAUUGGAAUCACAGAAUAGUCAACAAUCCGAUUGUUCUGUCAUCAAUUUACCACGCAACGAUAAUGGUGAUGAUAGUUGUAGUUAUAGUUCUAAGGCCGCUCAAAGUACUAAUGCUGUUGCUAAUGUUGCAGGUGCGGGAGGCGGUACUGCUGGCGGAGGAGGAGGUGGUGGAGGCGGCAAUUCUAGCACUAAUGGUGCUGGCUGUACUACAUCUUUAUUGGAUUCACAUGAAUCGGUUAUAACGCUGCCGAAUAAAUCCGGUUUUCCCACCAGUGGUUGGACACAAUUUUGGAUUUUGCUCAAACGUUCCUUUGUCACCAUUAUGCGCGAUCGCAUGUUAACACACAUGCGUCUGGCUUCGCACAUAAUUGUGGGAGCCAUUAUUGGCAUGAUCUAUUAUGAUGUGGGCAAUGAUGCUUCUAAGGUAAUGAGUAAUGCCGGUUGUAUAUUCUUUACAACACUAUUUACCAUGUUUACGGCCAUGAUGCCCACAAUAUUGACAUUCCCUACGGAAAUGUCGGUAUUUGUAAGGGAGCAUCUAAACUAUUGGUAUUCUCUAAAGGCGUUUUAUUUUGCCAAAACUAUGGCGGAUUUACCAUUUCAGAUUGUCUUCUCUAGUGUUUAUGUCAUCGUUGUCUAUUAUUUAACAUCACAGCCCAUGGAACCACAGCGUUUAACAAUGUUUGUGGUCAUAUGUGUAUUAACAUCAUUGGUGGCCCAGUCGCUGGGCCUGCUCAUAGGUGCUGGUAUGAAUAUAGAAGCUGGAGUAUUUUUAGGGCCAGUAACAACAAUACCAACCAUAUUAUUUUCGGGAUUCUUUGUUAAUUUUGAUACCAUACCGGGAUAUUUACAAUGGGUGACAUAUGUGAGUUAUGUACGAUACGGUUUUGAAGGUGCCAUGGUUUCCAUUUAUGGCAUGGAUCGUGCUAAAUUACAAUGUGAUGCUAUUUAUUGUCAUUUUCGUAGUCCUAAAAAGUUUUUAGAAGAAAUGUCUAUGGAUCAAGCCGAAUAUUGGAUUGAUGCUGUAGCCUUAAUUGGCAUUUUUAUAGCUCUAAGAAUCAUUGCAUACUUUGUGUUGCGCUGGAAGUUACACAUGAUUCGUUAAAUCGAAAAUGCACUUGAUAUAUUCUUAUACAUACUUAUAAAAAUAUAUAUAGAGAGAGUACUCUGUACUGUGCUGUACUGUAGUUUUUUUUAGAGUUUAGGCGUAGGACUCUAGAGUGUUGGUUUUUUUAUUAGAAUUAUAUAGCAGAAAACAAACAAAAAAAAAGAAACCUUUCUAUUCUCAAUAUGGUGUGAUAUGUACGCAAUGUGUUUAAUUUUGUUUUUAUAUAUUUUUUUAUACUUUAUCAAAAUAUUUAAUAUAAUUUUAUUUUACUUUAAGUUUGUUUUUUUUAUAAUCUAUGAAUCUAUCUAAAUACAUUUUACAUAUUUAACUAAACAUACAAUACAAACAUACAUAUAAUGGGCAAAGCAAUUAUUUGAUAUUUUCAUUAACAUCAUUAUUGAAGUUGUAAUUUAAUUUUUUUUUUAAGAAAAUAAUGCGAUUUUAUAUUCAAAUUUUUGGGUUGGCAUUAGUUUGGUUUAUUUGGCAAGUUUUUAUUUAAAUUUUUCUAAAUAAAAUUAGGUAUUCUUAGGUUUUUAAAGGAAGUAAAUUAUAAUGAAGGCAUCACUCUGUAUGAUUUGAGAACAUGCAAUUUUUGUAAUAGAAAUUUUUUAAAUUUAAAGCUUAGGACAGGAGAGUUUUUUUCUUUUAUCUAGCAAUUGGUGUUCCCUGGAGCUAUUAAAUAAAAAAGUCAUAUCGGUCUUAAUAAAAGAUCAGAAAAAGGCGAAGUGUUCUAAAAAAUAAGGCUAUAUAAAAGCUAAAACUUCCUACUAUAUUUAUUUCUUUAAUGAAAUCAAAACCUUGCAAUUUGUCCCUGCUAAAAGUUACUGGGAUUAAACUAAAAAAAUAUAACUUUUAACUUCCCUAAAGGAUCCUAAAGACAUUCUUAAACUUUUAUAGGCAAAUAUUACUAAAAACCAUUUUUGGUGGAUUUAAGCUAUAAAAAGUUUAUUUUAAAGUUGAAUUUAACGGUUUAAACUUCAUUUCACCCUUGUGUAGGAAACCACACAAAACAAAUAUUUUUUAUUGAUUUUUUUUCUUGAAACACAUUGAUUUAUUAAAACAUUAUUUUCUUGCUUGUGACAUUGUUGACUCUUGUGUGUUGUUUUUCACACAUAUGUAAUUUCUAUGUAUUUUACACUAGGAACAGCAUUUUUUGUCAUCAAAUGUUUGUGUUGAACUAAUUUUUGAUGACAAACAAAUAAAAACAUUUUGAAUAUAAAAAAAAAUUAUGUUGUUAGUGUAAAAUACGCAGACAUACCACACGUGUGGAAAACAACACACGAGGGUUAAAAGACGAUAUAUUUCCAAACUGCCAAUAUGAUUUCAAAACGUUUGAUUAGCUUGUCUAAAAAGUGAUUAAACGAUGGAUUUACUUCCCAAUGCGAACUCGCAAUAUAAAAGUGAAGUCUUUUAAGAGCUCGAAUAAAUUUUACAAAAGCCAGAGCUCAAAUGUUCCGUAUCUUUUAAACAUCUUUAACAUUUAGAAACAACCAAAAAUUCGCUUGAAGCCAGAUCAGAUAAAUGGGUCCAUUUUUCUUUCGACUAUAGGUCUGAAAAAAUAGGCUGAAAUCGGGUGCUGUACCAGAAAAACUAUGAUGUAGUGAUGAAACUAAUGUGACUAGCUCUUGACGUGAUAUAAUUUAAUUUUAUAUUCCUUGAAAUUUGGGCAUUAUAUAACAAAUCAUGGGCAUUUUUUGACCAUUUUAAACAUUGCUCGGCACUUAUAGCCAGCAGGGGCCGAACGUGAACAUAUACAAAACGAUUAGCAUAAAGCCGAUUAAGUGGAUCGUUUGAGUGGAUGAUUAAUUUAUUACAUUGACCUUGAUAACGUAUUUUACUUUUUCACUAGAACACAUCAAAAGUAAAUCGUGAAGACGAUGCGUAAAUAGCUAUAUAUGCAUUUAAAACAGUAGUUGGCACUUGUAACUUACAGGGACCGAACCUAAUCGGCUAUUUACAUAUUCAAGGAAUUAAGGUCAUUAGCAGAGAUUGUAGUUCUCAGCUCGACUCAAAAAUGAUCACAAUUUAAUCCAGUUAGCGAGUAUUUAAAAUAUAUAAUCACUUGAUAAAAACGCAAAAAAUACUAGUAAGUUUCCCGAAAAAUUCUAGUGGAACGUCCUACAUAAAAUUAUGCUCAAAAAUUUUGUUAUUUUUUCGAAUUUGAUAUAUAAAUAGGAUCAAAAAGAUUCGUAUAUUUUAUAUUGUGUGCUUUUCAUAAAAAUGUUUUCGGCAUCUGGAAACUGGCAUUAAGUCUUCUUCAUAUCUCUAUCAGCAAUUCAAAAUUAUCUUUUCAAAAUGUUUUGUUUCAAAAAAAUAUAUAUUUUUCAUAAAUAGGAUGAAAAAUGUAUCAAUUGUAGUAACAUAUUUAAUAUUUUUUAGUUGUAAUUUUGAUCUAUAAGAGAUUUUGUAACUUAAUUACUUCGUAACUUCACAUAAACAGUUAGCACUCUUCGCAGCCAUUUAUUACUAGCUGAUAAUUAUGGUUGGAUUAUACUUUAGAGCACGACCAAUAUUUCCAAUUUACUUGAUAAAUUAUCUAAACAUUAUAGCGUUAAACGAGAAUUAAUCCUAAAAUAUACAUCGUUUUCUUAUAAUAUCAAUUAUAAUUUUAAAGUAGUAUAAUUAAUAGCUUGGAAAUCAGUUGUGUUAUUUAUACCCUUUUUCACUGAAUUAUAAAUGCAUAUUUUUGGAACAUUUAGGUUAUAUUUUGAUUUAUUUCAAGAAUAUUUAAAGCUAACAUUUUCCAAUAAAAAAUUGUUAACAGGCAUUUUAAUAUAUCUACCCGUCAAGCCAUUCUGUAAGGCAUGCUUGUGCAUGACUUUUAACAGGCCACUCUCACCAAAUCUCCUUAUAUGCAUUAAAUGUAAGACCUCCUAAAUGUCCUUCUUAAGUAUGCAUUCUAGAAGUCCUCCAACAAAUAGCGAAUGCAAGGCCUUGCUACCAAUGAAACACCAUGUAUUAUUCAAAUAUGUUACUCAAUUUCAUGUUCUCUUAUUAUUCUAUACUGCAGUGAUGCUUCAUAUUAAAAUAUUAUUUAUAGAAAUAUUUAAAUAUUCAACUGACACAUGUCAAAGUUGUAAAUGUUCAUACAUAUAAGAGAAUGUAACUGUAUUAAUAUUUCCUUCCACCCUAAUUUUUUCUCUAUUUAGUGAAAUUUUUUUUUACACAUUAUGUUUUAUGUCAUCAUUUAAUAUAUAUGUAAAUUUGUGUGUGAUUAAAUGUAUUUUUAGUUAAAAUUUUUUUAUAUAUAUAAUUUUUUAUACAAAACGAUAUUUUUCUGUGACAUAAUUUUUAAAUACAUAUUCAAUAUUAUUAUAAAAUAUAAAUUUAAUAAUAUUAAAAAAAAAUUAAAUGAAACAAAAA
Molecule: messenger RNA, 7111 nt
Organism: Calliphora vicina (urban bluebottle blowfly)
Lineage: Eukaryota; Metazoa; Arthropoda; Insecta; Diptera; Calliphoridae
Gene: Atet
Product: ABC transporter expressed in trachea
Exons: 7
Coding region: 1175-3745 (856 amino acids)
Biological process (GO): transmembrane transport
Cellular component (GO): membrane
Molecular function (GO): ATP hydrolysis activity; ABC-type transporter activity; ATP binding
Source: RefSeq, a predicted model, not a curated record